Molecule: messenger RNA, 1704 nt
Organism: Lachancea lanzarotensis
Lineage: Eukaryota; Fungi; Ascomycota; Saccharomycetes; Saccharomycetales; Saccharomycetaceae
Gene: RLF2
Product: LALA0S10e03048g1_1
Exons: 1
Coding region: 1-1704 (567 amino acids)
Biological process (GO): nucleosome assembly
Cellular component (GO): CAF-1 complex; nucleus
Source: RefSeq, a predicted model, not a curated record
AUGACUGAAACGACUUCAAUUGCUACACAUCAUAACGACAUUGAUUCCAAGCAGUCUCCCGCGAUCAAGAGUACAGCUCCUGCCAUGACACAGCAGGAAAUUGUUCAACAGGAAAUGGGUUCACCGGCGGGAGACUCGGAUCUGAUAAGUGAAAGUGAUCUUGGACCUUCCCAAAUAGAACAUCAUGAAUCUCAACAGCCAAAGGAAAGUGAUGGUGGUAUCAAAAGUAAGCGCCAGCAGCAGAAAGAACAAGAAAAGCUCGAGAAAGUACGCAAGAAAGAACAAGACAAACGGGAUCGUGAGCUAAAGCGCGAGCAAGAAAGACAAGAGAAGGAGAAUAAGAAACAGGAGGAGAAACAGAGGAAAGAAACUGAAAGGAAAGAGCGAGAAUUGAAAAAAGUUCAGGAGAAGCGUAAUAGAGAAUUGAAAAAAGAGCAGGAGAAGCAGGAGCGCGAACAACGCAAAGAAAUAGAAAAGCGCAAAAAAAUGGAGGAGAAAAUCAAACGCGAAGAGGACAAGCGGCUCAAGGAGGAGACGAUUGAUAGAAGUCAGACCAAGAUCGGUAGCUUUUUCAAGAAAUUCAGCUCUUCAAGAAAUGUACUGGACACGAAGACCGAUUACCAAAAAUGCUUUUUACCAUUCUACGUUAAAGACGGCUUUGUAAUGGGACCAAAUUUUGCACUUACUUCGAGUGUCCUACAGUCCUCUAAAUCUGCGAUAGACGCCCAGUUGAACCUCGGCGAUUCUCCGGACGACAAUAAAGCAUGGCUUCUAUCUCAGGCGCCUUUGAGACGCGAAUACUAUGAACAUACGGCCGUGGAGUUGGUCCAAUUGAUGACUAGUAAAUCCAAGAGCAACCAAGAACUGGAUGAGAGACUGCGACGAAUCCCACAGAGAUUUAUAAAAUUUUACGAAAACGUGAGACCACCUUACAUUGGCACGUAUUCCAACUUCUUGAAACUGCCUCGCGACAACCCAUUUGAUUUCGAACAGACCGGAUUCAAUUACGACUACGAUUCUGACUGGGACUGGGUCAACGAAGAGGAAGAAGGCGGCGAUGUGGAAGAUUUGGAGGACGGGGAAGAUGAAGACGAAGAUGAUGAUGUGGAUGAUGGUACGGAGGACGAAUUUGAUGGGUUUCUGGACCGCGAAACCUCGCAGCUUCCAAAAGACGGUAAGAAAUUCCUGGGUCCCUUGAUCCCGAUCGUGAAAAUGCGCUCUCAAAAACCCCAGAUGGAUUCUGAGGAUCAGCUUUACUUCCAGAUGGUAAGUGUCCAGCAUCUCAUACCUGAAGAGCCAAUUCCAAUAAACGUCAACACCAUGCCGCAAACGGCGGGAGGUUCCAAGAAAAGGCCACUGGAUGCCAAGGGCCAGAGUGACGUGCAAUCUCCCAUUGUUCCGUCCCCCAGUGUCAACAACAGUCCUGCAUCGUCGAGUCAGACUUCGCCGGUUCGUGUGAAGAAACCAAAAUCGAUAAUUUCUGACCCACAAGCACUUCUCAAGAUUUUUGCUGAGGUUCACGAAAGCACCUACUCGUUAGGAACAAUCACAGAGAUCUUGCAAAGACAGCUGCUCAACCAUAGUAAAGCAGCCAUUCGGGACACUAUCAAAGAGCACACUACUAGGCCUUCAGUAAAGGCAGGAAGUUCGCGAAAGUGGCUGGUGAAAGAUCCCGUGUUAUGGGAAUCUCUAAAGGAAAAGUAG